ACCCACUGCCAAUCCACUCUCUAAACCUCAAUGACUACCCAUACUCCCGCCCCACUCAAUCUCGCCAACGUCCAAGGCGACAUUUUGGCUGGAUUGCCAAAGAAGACCCAGACCUACGUCUUAUUCGAGAUUACGGAUGCCCAGGCAUUCCGUACCGCCCUCACUCAUCUGAUACCCCUCAUCACGUCAACUGAGCAGGUCAAGAAGGAUCGCCAUUCGAUUGAUGAGAACAAGAAGACAGCAGCUCACAGCGGCCAUCCGCCUCCACUCUUGGACAUAGUCGGCGUGAACGUUUCAUUCUCUCAACUCGGGUUGAACAAGCUUGGGAUUAAAGAUGAUAUCAAAGACGCGGUAUUCAAGGCUGGACAGCUCAGUGACGCUCAAAACCUAGGCGACCCCGGGACCACAAACGCAUCGAAGAAGUUUGUUCCUGACUGGAUUGAUGCUUUCAAGAAGGGUGUACAUGGCGUCUUCAUCGUGUCUGGCUCUUGCCACGAGUUGGUGAGCAAGAAGGUUGAGGAGAUCGAGCAUAUCUUUGGUGUACACGGGCACCACGCGAGCUACACCCAACUCUUGUCAAUUGUUGGGGAUGUCCGACCUGGCAAAGAGAAAGGUCACGAACACUUUGGUUUCUUGGAUGGUAUCUCACAGCCCGCCGUUAAAGGAAUUGAUACCGACCCGAACCCCGGCCAAGAGACAAUUCGCCAAGGCAUCAUGCUCCUGGGACGUGAUGGUGAUGACGUUGCAGCACAGCGCCCAUCGUGGGCAUUGGACGGCAGUUUCCUCGCCUUCAGAUACCUUUUCCAGCUUGUUCCCGAGUUCAACAAAUUCCUGCACGACAACCCUAUCGACCUUCCGGGUUUGACCCGUGCAGAAGGUAGCGAGCUUCUUGGCGCGCGGUUCAUGGGAAGGUGGAAGAGCGGUGCCCCCAUCGAUAUCUCUCCUCUCAAGGACGAUCCUGCCCUCGCCACGGACCCGAAGAAGAACAACAACUUCCGUUUCCAAGGAGAGGCCAACAGCCAGACCCGAUGCCCAUUCUCUGCCCACGUCCGCAAGACGAACCCCCGUGCGGAUCUCGAGGACACUAAGCCCCCUAAUAGCACCGAGAAUCGCAGGAUCAUUCGCAGAGGCGUUCAGUUUGGCCCUGAACUCACCGCGGAGGAGCAGCACGCAAACAAGACAAUCCACGGGCGGGGUCUUAUCUUUGCCGCUUAUCAAGCUAACAUCGCUAAUGGCUUCCAGUUCAUUCAGCACAGCUGGGCGAACAACCAGAAAUUCAUUUUUGGAACGACUGUGGAGCCUGGCUUUGACCCCAUCAUCGGGCAAGCUGGCUCUGACGGAGCCCGCACGGUGUCAGGCUCUAACCCCAAAGCUCAGGCCAAUAUGCUCACAUUGCCGACUCAAUGGGUUGUGCCCAAGGGAGGAGAGUACUUCUUCUCGCCCUCGAUCCCGGCCCUGCGUGACACUUUUGCGCUCGGCGUUCACAUCGAAUCUUACUGAUCGAUACCUUACAAUUAUGAUGGACAAUCUCCUUCCUGUCUUUCCAAGCUUCCAAUCCCUUGUAUGUGUUAAGGCUCAAGUAUAUUUGGCAUUUCUUCCUUGUUUCAUCUCAUCUUCUUGACGACGUAUUAUGUCCAUGUAAAAGUAAUGCUUCCAGAACCAUAUGCAUCGUCAUGUUGUACCGACAUCGUCUCAUUGAUUUUUGCAAGUGUAUUACGAGUCGCAUCGAGCUCGAAUGCCGGGGAAUCUGGAUUACCUGCAGGCAUUCACGUACGCGAGAAAAGUCUUGGAGAGAGGACGUCGAUAGAUAAAAGAGCAGGAAAAGAAAGAUCAUAAACAUAUCAUGAGAUGAUCGUUAGACUCGUGCAAGCAGACAGACGUAUAGGAUGAGGUAUCGCAAAAAAAAAUGGCGGAAUCGACGAAGAUGGAUGAGCACGGUAUAAUCAGAUGAUAGAUAGAUAUCAAGCGCGAAGGUAGCGUCGAGCACCAAGAGCGAAGAGCAAGAAAUGCGGACAAGCCAGAGGAAAACACCCCGAAAAAAAUCCCCCCAAGGGUCGAAAAGUCCGAUGUCCAGAUCAAAGAAGCAUCAAACAGAGAGUGACUGCACAGUCCGAUGUCACUGGCCCUGUCAGAUUCUAUGUGUGGUAUCCGUGGUCUUGUUCAUGGGUCCGCAGCGCUUGGAGAUGACUAGGUGAGCUCCAACUCCCUCCCCACGCGCUACGGCUGCUUCCGCUGCCAUCCUGAACACUCAGCCCACCGGUCCAUGGCACAUGGGGGAAGCGCAUCACUUCGCCUGUAGAAGGAUCAACUACCGACGUAUGCGUGGUGACGCUGGACGACGUCUGGCCGGUGGAAGUGGUGCUCGACGAGGUGACGGUCGCGCUAAUCACGGGCGGAAGCACAGGAAUUGCUGGUAUGCGCUGAGGAGAGGGUGAAGAGGCGUCCCGACGCGUGGGCAUCAUGCUCGAGCGGCCGAUAGCAGAUAUCGGCGGAGAUAUCUCGCCCGGAUCUGCGCGAUGACGACGACGUCCAUCCGAUGAGAUCGAGCCGGAGUGCAUCAGGGAGGCACCGCUGCUACCUGAUCGUCCUUGCGAAUGCCCGGAACCCGUGGACAGGGUGUGCCGCGAUGAAGGUGCCGAGCCCGAUGCACUGAGUGGGCUAAGGUGAGAGCGCAUUGAGUGCAGAGAGGCUUCCUCGGAAGCAUUGCGUUCUCGAGGAUGCACGAGGACUGGGGGCGUGCCAAAAGUUGUGCGCCUCUCCUGGACAUGACCUGACCCUCCUCGCAUUUGCCUCCAGCCCUCUCCGGCCGACGGCGGCGCCUCUUCGAGGAUAUCAAGGGAGAUUCCAGGCACACUUCCAAAGCUGCCGGAGCCCAACGAUGCCGGGCUCUCUCCGGACCCUGAAUCUCGCCAUGCACUGGGAUUCGGCAUGGGCGCAAGUCCAGGUGGGAAAGAGGCCUUCCCGUCGCCGGAACGC
Molecule: messenger RNA, 2976 nt
Organism: Heterobasidion irregulare TC 32-1
Lineage: Eukaryota; Fungi; Basidiomycota; Agaricomycetes; Russulales; Bondarzewiaceae
Gene: dpx1
Product: DyP-type peroxidase
Exons: 7
Coding region: 31-1500 (489 amino acids)
Cellular component (GO): cytosol
Molecular function (GO): heme binding; peroxidase activity
Source: RefSeq, a predicted model, not a curated record